ACUUUUACUUCGGUCAAACGGUCAAACUCAGCCUAAGCGACACCGUACGUGUAUAAAAUACUGAUAGCACAUAGCACCACAACACAGAGACAGAAUAGAGCGAGUACACAAUACGCUCAAAUUUCUCAACCACAUGAAAAUGGUCAACAAGGAAGGGCCAUCAGCGCCGACAUCUCCGCCAACGCCGGUGCCAAGGGUUGCGGUGGUUGUUUUCAUCUUGAAGGGAAAAUCUGUCCUUCUCGGCCGCCGCCGCUCCUCCGUUGGCAACUCCACCUUCGCCCUUCCGGGAGGCCACCUUGAGUUUGGGGAGAGCUUUGAGGAUUGUGCGGCAAGGGAAGUGAGAGAGGAAACAGGAUUGGAGGUUGGGAAAGUGGAGCUGUUAACGGUUACAAACAACGUGUUUUUGGAAGAGCCGAAGAAGUGCCAUUACGUCACUAUCUUCAUGAGGGCAGUCUUUGGGGCAAAUGAAGCAGAGCAGGUGCCACAGAAUCUGGAGCCGGAGAAGUGUGACGGGUGGGAGUGGUAUGCGUGGUCUCAUUUGCCAAACCCGUUGUUUGGGCCUCUUGAGAGGAUGGUCAAAGGGGGUUUUGAUCCAUUUCCAGUGUAAAAUCCUUUUUGGGCUUAGUUCGGUUUGGUUUCGUUAACUUUGGGUUAUAAUAGAUCCGCAUGAGCAUUGUAAUGUUAAGGUUUGUAUUUAUUUCUCUUUUGGGUGCUGCGACUUUGUAUUGGAAUUUGGUGAGGCAAGAAAUGAACGAGCAAGCAUAAUUCGAUUAGAUUCACCAAUUUCAAAUAA
Messenger RNA from Arachis duranensis, 793 nucleotides. Its product is annotated as nudix hydrolase 1. Gene Ontology annotation, molecular function: 8-oxo-7,8-dihydrodeoxyguanosine triphosphate pyrophosphatase activity. Bases 134 to 607 code for a protein of 157 amino acids. The transcript is spliced from 2 exons. Gene Ontology annotation, cellular component: cytosol. Gene Ontology annotation, biological process: dGTP catabolic process. The record is from RefSeq and is a predicted model, not a curated record. Lineage: Eukaryota; Viridiplantae; Streptophyta; Magnoliopsida; Fabales; Fabaceae.